Aspergillus steynii IBT 23096 is the source of this 1209-nucleotide messenger RNA. Its product is annotated as DUF2855 family protein. Lineage: Eukaryota; Fungi; Ascomycota; Eurotiomycetes; Eurotiales; Aspergillaceae. Bases 1 to 1209 code for a protein of 402 amino acids. The transcript is spliced from 3 exons. The record is from RefSeq and is a predicted model, not a curated record.
AUGCAGAUCCACGCCGUCUCCAAAUCCAACAACGCCGACCAUUCCACGAUCACUCUCACCCCUUCCCUCAAUCCACUAUCUCCCGCCCUCACAUCUAGCAACCUCAGUUAUGCGCGCGCCGGCCACUUCAUCCGCUGGUGGGACACUUAUCCCCUUCCGUCAAACUCGCCUGCGCCUUAUAACAACCAGGCAGCGUGGGGAAUCGUGCUCGCAUGGAGGUACGGUAUUGUUUUAGAGAGCACGACAUCUAUCCAACCAGGCACUCAAACCUGGGGCUUCUGGCCCACCGCAGAUACCCCGGUCGAUCUCAACCUGACUCCGGGUCAGUCAAGCGACCACUGGAUCGAGACCAGUGUGCAUCGGCAAGCGCUGAUGCCGCUGUAUAAUAUCUACGUGGUGACUAACGAGAAAGAUAAGGAGCGCAUGGCCUGGUCGGCUGUGUUCGAUGGUAUCUGGCGAGCUGGAUAUCUGAUGAGCGAGUAUGUGCUGAAUCCGCAAAGACCGAUUCAUCCCCUCGGUGACAGUGCAGGCCUUCCCUGGACGGCUGAAGAUGCUGAUAUCUCUGAGGCGAUGGUGAGUGCUCUGGCGGCAUCCACUAAGACGGCGCGCUCUUUCGUGUAUAAUCUGGCGAGGCGGUCGACAGGAUCCCCCUUGGGGUUGGUCCUGGUGAGCUCGUCGCCGGGGCCAUUGGUCUAUCCGGUGGCCAAUGCGGCUUUCUCUGUGCAUGCUAUUUCGUAUGAUGAGCUGGCGAAAUCAGCUGAGUGGCUGGGGGACCGCAAGCCAAAGAAACUGGUGGUUCUGGAUUUCGGACCCAGGGGUGAUGGUCUGAAUCAACUGUGCGAUGUGAUCGAGCGGACAGAGGAAUUGGAGAUGAGUAAGAGGGUAAUCAUUCAAAUUGGAAGUCAACAAAAGGUCUACACGGCCGAGGAACUCCAAGCCUCGCGACAUGCAAUGGUGACCAAGAGCAAGAUCCAGUACAAUACAUCCGGCGUGCAGGAUACCCUACUACAGGGUGAUAAUCCAGGAGACUAUCUUACCCCCGUGGACGAGCGCUGGGGCCAGUGGUUAAAUGACCGCGCUGUCGCCGUCCCCGACAUGCGUCUUGUCUGGAGACAGGGUAUUGAUGGACCGCAGGGUAUUCAUGGCGGUUGGGAGAGACUCUGUCGAGGAGACGUGGGAUCUGAUGAAUGCCUUGUGUACGAAUUAUAG